AUGCGGCUCUCUACUUCAACUUUGAUACUCGCGGUCGUCGGUGGCACGUUGGCUGCACCAGGGCCUGGCUCGCACAUUCUCGCGGCACGACAGAGCUCAGCGGGUGAUCCAGGCGGCGCAGUCCAAUGCCCCGCGGAUACCCAAUGGUUUGAUCAGCCUAUCGACCACGCUUCUACGAACUCGAGCCAGACAUUCAAACAGAGGUACCAAAUCGACACAUCGAACUUCAAGGAAGGCGGGCCGAUCUUGUUCUACCAGUCUCCUGAGGCCACCGACAUUGCCUGCAUCAGUGAACUGCUUUUCAUGGAUUGGGCCAAAGAGCUUGGAGGUAUCGUUGCCACGCUUGAGCACCGGUACUUUGGUCAGAGCCUUCCGUUCGGAAACAACUCUUACACUCUCGACAACCUGAAGCCUUUCACUCUCGAUAACGUCAUGCAGGACGCAGUCCACUUCUUGGAUUUCGUCAAGAAGAAUGUGACCGGCGCGGCGAAGUCAAAGACAAUCGUCGCAGGCGGCUCAUAUGGUGGCUUCCUAGCACCUGUCUUCCGUCAGAAUUACCCAGACACUUUCUUUGGUGCAUGGGGUAUAGCUGGACCGUUCCGCUCCCUCGGCACUGUGGAUGAGGUCGGGGCGGAGCUCCAUAACUGGUACAACUACGUCCAGAGCACCUACGCUCACCGCUCCCUCGAGGCAUUCGACCGCAUCAGGAAUGGUUUUGCGCAGGUGAAGCAGCUUAUUGACACCGGUCAUAAUGCUACCCUCACAAAGGAGCUCUCGCUAUGCCACCCGCCGAGUAACAGCAGCGACGAUUUGGCCACGUUCGCCUCCUUCCUCGUUUCCUCAUACACCACCAUGUCACAGUUCAACGGUCUCCCACCUGCCGUUUUCUUCAACGUCUCCGGCAACUCGCUUGACGUUGUUGUCAACGACACCCUUGCCGCCCCGACGCCCCUCGCCGGCAUCAACCAGACGCUUUGGCAUGCGCACGGUCUGGACGCAGUGAAUGGCUGCCUGAACUACACGGACGCACAGAACAGUGGCUUCGGCGUGCAAGAGAUACCUUUCAUGUGGGCGCAAUGCAAUUGGUUCCCGCUCAACCUCGCGAUCGCCAACGACAGCAUCUUCAACAUCGGCUCUCCCGGACUAGGGAUGAGCAGCAGCCCGUCGGCGACAUGCGAGACACUAUUUAACCUGACACAGGUCAACGGGGCAGACGUCCUCACGAGGUACAACGUCACCCGGGAGGACAUCGGGAACUCGACGCACAUCAUCUUCAGCGAGAACGAGUAUGAUCCCACUACGAGCGUCGCGGUACCUCCGGACUGGCUGGGCGACAACGUCAGCACGGAUAUUGAUAAGUCAGUUGUAUUGUUCGUCGCCGGCACCGGGCACGGACAAGACCUUGCCCGGCCUAAUGCGACUGAUCCGUCCUCCCUCACUGCAGUACGUUCUAUCCUGACACGAGCCUAUUGA
Molecule: messenger RNA, 1473 nt
Organism: Dichomitus squalens LYAD-421 SS1
Lineage: Eukaryota; Fungi; Basidiomycota; Agaricomycetes; Polyporales; Polyporaceae
Exons: 5
Coding region: 1-1473 (490 amino acids)
Biological process (GO): proteolysis
Molecular function (GO): serine-type exopeptidase activity; dipeptidyl-peptidase activity
Source: RefSeq, a predicted model, not a curated record